Molecule: messenger RNA, 456 nt
Organism: Humulus lupulus (European hop)
Lineage: Eukaryota; Viridiplantae; Streptophyta; Magnoliopsida; Rosales; Cannabaceae
Exons: 1
Coding region: 1-456 (151 amino acids)
Source: RefSeq, a predicted model, not a curated record
AUGGUUCUUCAGCAGUUGAAAGAGCGACAACUCUAUGCCAAAAUUUUGAAUUAUGAAUUUUUGCUAGAAGAGGUGGGUUUCAUAGGCCACGUAGUGUUUGAAGAAAGAAUUUCAGUGGAUCUCGCAAAGAUUAAGGAGAUGAGUCAGUGGGAAUCAUCAAAGAAUACUCAGGAAGUAAGAAGUUUUCUCGGAUUGGCAAGAUAUUAUAGGCGGUUUGUUGAGGGUUUUUCUAAAAUAGCCAUGCCUAUGACUGCUCUUACACGUAAGAAUGUUAAAUUAGAAUGGAUCGAGAAAUAUGAGAAGAGCUUUUACAAGCUAAAAAUGAGGUUAACCACCGCUUCAGUGUUGACUAUCCCCAAUGGAACAAAGGGAUACACAAUUUACAGUUACUUGUCAGGUCAAGGACUAGGUGAAGUGUUGAUGAAGCACAUGAAAGUGAUUGCUUAUGCAUCUUAA